CUUCCGGAUUCCCGAACGCCAAAUCCCAUUCCCAUCCCCACCCCCAACUGCUGCCCUUUUGUCAACUCCACUUCUCCCCACCACCGCCGCCCUCCGUGCUGACGCCUCUUGCUCCCCGGAACCAUCGCGACAAGCUCGCCGAGAGGCCGCCGCCAUGGAUGAGGAGUACGACGUGAUCGUGCUGGGCACGGGGCUCAAGGAGUGCAUCCUCAGCGGCCUCCUCUCCGUCGACGGCCUCAAGGUUUUGCACAUGGAUAGAAAUGACUAUUAUGGUGGAGAUUCCACUUCUCUCAACCUUAAUCAGCUCUGGAAGAAAUUUAGAGGGGAAGACAAGCCCCCGGCACAUCUAGGCUCAAGCAAAGAUUACAACGUAGACAUGGUUCCAAAGUUUAUGAUGGCAAAUGGGACAUUGGUUCGAACCCUCAUUCACACUAAUGUAACGAAGUAUUUGUCAUUCAAAGCUGUUGAUGGGAGCUUUGUCUUCAGCAAAGGGAAGAUCCACAAGGUUCCCGCGACUGAUAUGGAGGCUCUGAAGUCUCCUUUGAUGGGCCUUUUUGAGAAACGCAGAGCAAGGAACUUCUUCAUUUAUGUCCAAAAUUACGAUGAAGCUGAUCCAAAAACACAUCAGGGAUUGGACCUUACUACGUUGACAACUAAAGAAUUGAUAGCAAAGUACGGCUUAGUUGAUGAUACAGUGGAUUUCAUUGGCCACGCGCUUGCUCUCCAUAGGGAUGAUCGUCACCUCAAUGAACCAGCACUUGAUACUGUGAAAAGGAUGAAAUUAUAUUCGGAGUCUCUUGCACGUUUUCAAGGGGGCUCGCCUUAUAUUUAUCCUCUAUAUGGGUUGGGUGAGCUGCCACAGGGUUUUGCACGUCUAAGUGCUGUUUAUGGUGGCACUUACAUGUUAAGUAAGCCAGAAUGCAAGGUUGAAUUCGAUAUGGAAGGAAAAGCGUGUGGUGUUACAUCAGAAGGUGAAACCGCAAAAUGCAAGAAAGUUGUCUGCGAUCCUUCGUACUUGACCAACAAGGUCAGGAAGAUCGGCAAAGUUGCACGUGCAAUUGCUAUUAUGAGCCAUCCAAUCCCAAAUACAAAUGAGUCCCACUCAGUCCAGAUUAUUUUGCCACAGAAACAACUUGGACGCAAUUCAGACAUGUAUGUCUUCUGUUGCUCAUACACCCACAACGUCGCACCAAAAGGGAAGUUCAUUGCAUUUGUCUCUGCAGAAGCGGAGAGUGAUAAUAUACAAUCCGAACUCAAGCCUGGUAUUGAUCUACUUGGUCCAGUAGAUGAGCUCUUUUUUGAUAUGUAUGACAGAUAUGAACCAGUGAACGAACCAUAUCUUGAUAAUUGCUUCAUCUCAACGAGCUAUGAUGCUACCACACAUUUUGAGACAACUGUGACAGACGUUCUUAACAUGUAUACAAUGAUCACCGGAAAGACUAUUGAUCUCAGCGUUGAUUUGAGUGCUGCUAGUGCUGCUGAAGAAGAAUACUAGAUUUCAUAAUCAAAAUACGGCCGUUCUCUUCAAACACUGCAGGACAAACCAUAACAAAUGUCCUGACUAUUUCACCCGCAGAUCAAAAGUUUGUGUUAUGGCCAUUGUCUUCUGCAUGCUUGUCGCUUGCAGCAAUAUGGAAAAAAAUGUUGGUUCCAGACGAUUGAACCAUGGUGGCUUUAUUUACUACUGUACUAGAAGAGUAAUUAGUGAAUGAUGUGAACAGUGAGCAGGGUUGGCUAUGAACUUUGUGGUUUUAUGUAUGUAUCAUAAUAUAACUGUUAAAAUAAGUUUACAAUUCUGGCUACGAACAGGGUUGAUAUUCCAAA
Messenger RNA from Triticum dicoccoides, 1824 nucleotides. RefSeq names its product guanosine nucleotide diphosphate dissociation inhibitor 1-like. Gene Ontology annotation, biological process: vesicle-mediated transport; protein transport; small GTPase-mediated signal transduction. Lineage: Eukaryota; Viridiplantae; Streptophyta; Magnoliopsida; Poales; Poaceae. The record is from RefSeq and is a predicted model, not a curated record. The coding region runs from base 155 to 1495 and encodes 446 amino acids. Gene Ontology annotation, molecular function: Rab GDP-dissociation inhibitor activity. Gene Ontology annotation, cellular component: cytoplasm. The transcript is spliced from 13 exons.